AUGUCCCGUUUCUUCACCGCCGUCGAUAGCUCCAGCGAGAGCAGCUCCGACGAGGAGGAGCUCUACUCUGAGGAGGAGGAAGAAGAACAGUCGGAAGAGGAAAGCUCUGAGGAGGAGGAGUCGGAGGAGGAGUCCAGCGACGAGGAUGAAGGAAAGACCGGUGCUGGACGCUUCUUGAGGGAUGUUUCCGAUGAGAGCGAUAGCGAUGACGAGGACCGCGUCACCGUUGUCAAGAGCGCGAAAGACAAACGGUUUGAGGAACUCGAGGCUACUAUCAAGGCGAUCGAGAACGCCGAGAAGAUCAACGACUGGGCUGUCAUCGCUACAGAGUUCGACAAGAUGAACCGUCAAAUACCCGCGCUCGUCAGGCAGAAUGAUGGCAAGACGCCCAAGCCAUACAUCAAGGCCAUUUCCGAGCUGGAGACCACCAUGGUCGAGACGCUCGAGAAGCAGAAGGUCACGCCCAAGAAGAUGAACGCCACCAACACGCGUGGUCUGAACGCCGUCCGCCAGCGCAUGCGCAAGAUCAAGCAGGACCACGCUUCCGAGAUCGACAAGUUCAAGGCCGACCCGGAGAAGUUCAUGGCAGAUGAGGUGAUUGAGGUGGCCGCCCCCGCUCCUAAGAAGGCGAAGAAGGCUAUCCCCUCUUUGGGUGCCGAAGCCGUCGACGGCGAUGAUGAUGAUGGCUUCACGGUGGUUGGCGCUGGUGGCAAGGCUAUGGUUUACACGCCCGAGGGCAUCCUCAAGCACCUCCGUACUAUCGUCGAGGCCCGCGGCCGUAAGAACACCGACCGCAUGGAGCAGAUCCGCACCAUGGAGAAGCUGUACGAUGUGGCCAACACCGACUACCAGAAGAUCCGCGUGCUUCUGACCCUGAUCUCCACCCGCUUCGACCUCACUACCGGCACUACGAACCAGAUGUCGCAGGAGCAGUGGAAGCUGGCUGAGAACGAGUUCCGCCUGCUGCUCGAGGUUCUUGAGAACAACCGCGACAUUGUGGUUGUCGAGGGAGCCGAGGAGUGGGAGGAUGACGAGAAGCAGCCCGUGAUCAACGCUGGCGAGACCUUCAGGGUUCCCGGCAGCAUUACCUCUUUCAUUGAGCGUCUCGACGACGAGCUUACCCGCGCUCUCCAGCACAUCGAUCCCCAUACUGCCGAUUACGUCGAGAGGCUUACGGACGAGACUACCCUCUAUACCAGCGUCGUCCGGACGCAAUUGUACGUUGAGUGGCUCGUUGAGAAGCACGGUAGCGCCCAGGAGAGCUCGAACCGCGUUGUCAUGCGCCGCCUCGAGCACCUGUACUUCAAGCCCUCGCAGGUCGUUAAGAUUCUGGAGGAGAACUCGUGGAAGGCGAUUCCUUCUGGACUCAGCUCUACCAUCACCCCCCGCGACAGUGCCGCAGAUCCCACCGCCCUCAUCGCGACCCUCUGCACGUACCUGUUCAGGUACAGCGAGGGUAUCAUCAGGGCGCGCGCCAUGCUUUGCCAGAUCUACCACCUGGCACUGCACGACCACUACUACAAGGCUCGCGACAUGAUGCUCAUGUCGCACUUGCAGGAGACGAUCGCGAACUUCGAUGUCAACACUCAGAUCCUCUUCAACCGGACGCUUGUGCAGGUUGGUCUCUGCGCUUUCCGGGCCGGUCUCGUUUACGAGGCGCAGACCUCUCUGCAGGAGAUCUGUGGAAGCAACAGGCAGAAGGAGCUUCUUGCGCAGGGUCUCCAGAUGCAGCGCUACUCUCAGAUUUCGCCUGAGCAGGAGCGGUUGGAGAGGCAGCGCCAGCUGCCCUUCCACAUGCACAUCAACCUCGAGCUGCUGGAGUGCGUCUACCUUACCUGCUCUAUGCUGCUCGAGAUCCCUCUGCUCGCUCAGGUUGGUUCUUCGCCCGACGUCAGGAAGAGGGUCAUCAGCAAGACCUACCGCAGGCUGUUAGAGUACCAUGAGCGCCAGAUCUUCACCGGUCCUCCUGAGAACACCCGUGACCACGUCAUGCAGGCCUCGAAGGCCCUUGCUGCGGGUGAGUGGAAGAAGGCCGCGGACUUCAUCAACUCGAUCAAGAUUUGGGAGCUCAUGGCGCAGUCGGAUAAGAUCAAGGUCAUGCUUUCCGAGCAGAUCCAAGAGGAGGGUCUCAGGACUUAUCUCUUCACCUACGCGCCCUUCUACGACACCCUCUCCAUUGCCACCCUGGCCUCGAUGUUCGAGCUCCCCGACCGCAAGGUGUCUGCUGUUGUCAGCAAGAUGAUCUCGCACGAGGAGCUCGCUGCGGCGCUUGACCAGGUCAACAACGCCAUCAUCUUCCGCAAGGGUGUCGAGCUGUCUCGCCUGCAGAGCCUUGCCCUCACUCUUAGCGACAAGGCCAGCGGCCUCAUUGAGGCUAACGAGAAGACGCUGGAGCAGCGUACACAAGGCAUGGCCAACGCUUUUGAGAGACAAGGAGGCCAAGGAGGCCGUGGUGGCCGCGGCGGUCGCGGUGGUGGCCGUGGUCGCGGCCGGGGUGGAUCGAGCGGCGUGCCUCGUGGCCAGCAAUUCACUGGAGGUGCGUUGGGACGGGCAAUUCAGGCAUAA
Messenger RNA from Lasiodiplodia theobromae, 2565 nucleotides. RefSeq names its product Eukaryotic translation initiation factor 3. The coding region runs from base 1 to 2565 and encodes 854 amino acids. Lineage: Eukaryota; Fungi; Ascomycota; Dothideomycetes; Botryosphaeriales; Botryosphaeriaceae. The record is from RefSeq and is a predicted model, not a curated record. Gene Ontology annotation, molecular function: RNA binding; translation initiation factor binding; translation initiation factor activity. Gene Ontology annotation, biological process: translational initiation. Gene Ontology annotation, cellular component: eukaryotic translation initiation factor 3 complex. The transcript has 2 exons.